AUGUCCGAAACCGAAGAAUACCGCAAGUUCAAGGACCCAAACAAAUUGAAGCGCUCGUUCUCGACCUUUCUUCUCUAUGCCAUGGAGAACUUGCAACCCUUGCAGAAGGAAACCGAAUUUUCAGAAGCCAAGUUUGGUGUGAUUGCCAAGGAAUUGUCUCAACGAUUCCGCAAUCUCAGUGAUGAGACUCUCAAGGGCAUCUCCCACCGCGUCUUGGAGCAUCCUUUGGAGUUCUCGUCCAUCAUUGAAGACUUUGAAUUCACUGAAGAACCCAAGCGCAAAAAGAUGAAGAAGGAUCCCAACGCACCCAAGCGCAACAUGACUCCGUACUUUCUGUUUAGCAUUUCGGCCCGUCCCGAGAUGCAAAAGGAGAAUCCUAGCGCCAACUUUGGACAGAUUGCUCGCUUGCUGAGUGGAAAAUUCAACAGCUUGCCAGCAGAAGAAAAAGAAGUCUGGAAGGCCAAGGCAGAUGAAGACAAGGUUCGUUAUGAAAAGGAGAUGGCAGUCUACCGCCAGACCAAUCCUGCCUAA
Cylindrotheca closterium is the source of this 531-nucleotide messenger RNA. The record is from the annotation of a GenBank genome assembly. Lineage: Eukaryota; Bacillariophyta; Bacillariophyceae; Bacillariales; Bacillariaceae.